AUGCGUACGGCUACUUCUGUGGUGCUCAUGGUGUGGACGACUGUCCUCCUGGUGCUCUGCUUCCUCAACGCCCCAUUGAUCGGCGCAGGCACGCCCGCCGUCUCCGAGGUGCUCGACCUCUGGUCCAGCGCCUUUCGCUACACUCGCGACGAUGUCAGCAUGACCUAUCAGCCCAUGGCCAGUGAGCCGGCUACGGAGAAGUACGUCAGAGGCCAAGUGGACUUUCUGGCGCUCGACUGUGGUAUUCCCAAAGAAAUCCUCAACUUCUACGGGCUUGCUCAGUUCCCGCUUGUGGGGCAGGCCCUGGUGAUGGCCUACAACAUCCCCGCCCUCUCGGCCUCCGACCCCAGCCUUGUGAUGGACAGGCAGACGUUGGGGCUGAUUUGGGCCGGCAACAUCACCAUGUGGAACGACACCCGCAUCAAGGACCUGAACGGCCCCAUCGCCAACAAGCUCCCGGGGGAGAAGAUUCACAUGGCCUACAACGAGGGCAACAACGUCUCGCUGGCCGAGGUCAUGAAGAUAGCCCUGGAGAAGUUUAGUCCCGAUUUCCAGGCCGCGCUGGAGCGGGCCAAUCGCUCGUGGAGUCUGCUGCCGCCGGCCCUCGAGGGCCGAUCAAACGAGACUGGCGUGUUCGACGAGGACAGGCUGCAGUUCCUCACGGAUCAGCCCAACAGUCUGACCUACGUGAGCCUGCCCGCAGCGGUCAAUGCCAACGCCAGGUAUAUGGACAUGUACAAUCGGGCCAACAAAUUGGUCAAGCCCUCCACUACGUCGGUACAGGCGGCCAUGUCCACCUUCACCACGCAGAUCAGCGACGGCGAUUUCACGGUCAACAUCAUCGACGCCAACGGCACCGAUUCGUGGCCGCUGUCCUACAUGAUCUACGUGACCCUCCUUCAGGAUACCUACUCCCAGGAGUGCUCCAACGUUCAGGACCUGAUCGAGUUCGUGGCCUGGAUUCAGACCAAUGACGCUGUGAACUUUGUGCCGCUGGACGUGUCCCUGCGCAAGGGCGUCAUCGACGCUCUGUCCACGAUGAAGUGCCGCGGCCAGCUGGCCUUCACUUCGGCCUACCUGGUCGGGUCGGGCACCGGACUCUCGCUGUUCACCGCGUGGAGCGUCGCACGGGCGUCGUCGACCAGCAAGAUGAAGUACUAUGAAUCGUCUUCGGACGAAGCCAAACGGCAGCUCACCAACUACGAUCUGCACUACGGAGCCACCAGCAACGGACUAUCGACCGAGUGGAUCACACAGAUGCCCGACGUCGAGCUCAUGCCCUCGGCCGUCUACGCCCUGGUGCCUGCCUACAAUGUGCCGGAGCUGACUGACCUCCAGCUGGUGCUGAGCUUUGAGGUGAUCGCCGCGAUCUACGAGAAUCGGCUGACCAUGUGGAAUGACCAACGUAUCAAGGACCUCAAUUCCGCGAAUGUAUCGAACGCCCUGCCCGACGAGCCCAUCGUCGUUGUCACCACCUCGGCCGUUUCCGCGCGCACCCAGCUCUUCACCACCGCCCUCAGCCGCAGCGUGCCCGAGUUCACGGUCGCGCCAGGCCCGACUGCUACGUUCCCAGUGCAGAGCGCGGCAAAUCGGUCGGUUGUGACCACCGAGGAGAGUGAAGGUCUGGCCGCACUCACUGCUCACGAUUACUCGUUUGGGUUCUGGACCGGCUACGAAGUGAAGCUUUCGCGCAGCCUCGGGUCGGCGUCCCUCAUCAACACAGCGCAAAAGGUGGUCAGUCCCACGGAGGAAUCUCUCCGCAGUGCGCUCAGCGACUACAUUCCCAAGGUCGAUGGCGUGUCUGCGGCGGCCGCCCCUACCUACGAGGACCUUCUUCUCGGCGGAUCGGCUGAGAGCUGGCCGAUUGCGGCGUUCGGCUCGUUUAUCUAUCGCUCGUCGACCAUGCAGGACUGCUCCAAAGCUAAGGCGGUCGCCAGCUUCUUCUAUUGGAGCCAGGCCGACCCCACUUCAGCCGCGAUCGUCAAAGGACAAUUCCUGGGCCAGCUCCAGCGCUUCACGUGCAACGGCGAGCCGGUGAGCGACGUGUACCACUGCAUCAACGAGAACCAGCUGUGCACGGACGUGGGCGAGUGCGUCGAGAACGCGUGUGUGUGUCCGACCGAUCGAGAGGGCAAGUACUGCCAAACCGUCAAGUCCGGCGACGAUGACGUCCUCGCCCCCAUUCUCGGCGCGACCAUUCCUGUGGCGGCGCUGGUCUUCUUGUGCCUGGUGGCUCUCAUCGUCGCGCUGGUGGUGAUCAUCCAGCGCAAGGGCAACAAGACCGACGACUGGGAGAUCAACUACAGCGAGCUCGAGGUGGGCGAGCACCUCGGAUCGGGAGGCUUCGGCGAGGUGCACCGGGCCACCUGGAAGGGUACCGAGGUGGCCGUCAAGGUCAUGGCCUCGGACAGAAUCACCCGCGACAUGGAAAAGAGCUUCAAGGACGAGGUGCGCGUGAUGACUUCGUUGAGGCAUCCCAACGUGGUGCUGUUCAUGGCGGCUUCGACCAAGGCGCCCAAGAUGUGCAUCGUCAUGGAGUUCAUGACCCUCGGCUCGCUCUACGAUCUGCUCCAUAACGAGCUUAUCCCCGACAUUCCAAUGGCGCUGAAGGCCAAGAUGGCCUACCAGGCCUCCAAGGGCAUGCAUUUCUUGCAUUCCUCCGGCAUCGUGCACCGCGACCUCAAGUCGCUCAAUCUGCUGCUCGACUCCAAGUGGAACGUCAAGGUGAGCGACUUUGGCCUCACCAAGUUUAAGGAGGAGGUGCACAACAAGGGCGGCGGCAAGGACAUCGCCGGCAGCGUCCACUGGACCGCACCCGAGAUCCUCAACGAGGCGCACGAUGUCGACUUGAUCUUGGCCGACGUGUACGCCUUUGGCAUCAUCCUGUGGGAGCUGCUGACCAGAGAGCAGCCCUAUCUCGGUCUCAGGGACGGUAUCAGGCCGCAGAUGCCCGAGACACCCGGAACGUGCCCGCAGGAGUACGAAGAGCUGAUCACCAGCUGCUGGCACCAGGACCCCACCAUCCGCCCGACCUUCCUCGAGAUCAUGACCCGCCUGUCGGCCAUGCAUGGCGACUCGACCUCGGGCGGCAUGACCUCCUUCACCUCCAAGACCUCGACGUCAUCGUCCGGCGACUCGGGCGGCGACAGGAAGAAGACACAGAACAUCUACGGCUCGUGGACGCUGCCCUCCACCAAUGGCUCGACGUCGACCGGUUCGUCGUCGUCAUCCAACGCCUCCAAGAAGCUGUCGGCGGUCCAGGCGGCUGCCGGCGGCGGAGUGCGCCCGCCCGAGGGCGAGGUGGCGAUCGUGUUCACCGAUAUCACGCGCGCGGCAUCGCUGUGGGAGUUCAGUGCAGCGGGCAUGCGCGACGCCACACUGCUGCACAACGAGACGCUGCGCGCCGCGCUCAAGCGACACAGCGGCUACGAGGUGGUGUUCCUGCGCGACCGCAACAGCGGCGAGGGCUCCUUCUGCAUGGCCUUCCAGACCGCGGCCGACGCGGUGGCCUGGUGCUGCGACGUUCAGAAGGCGCUCCUGGCAGUCGACUGGCCCGACACGCUCCUCGAACACCCCGGCGCGGCCGAGGAGUGGGGCGACACUGACGAUCGAGUGUUGUUUAAGGGGCUGCGGGUGCGCAUGGGCAUUCACGUGGGCACGCCAAAGACGGUGCGCGACCCGAUGACCCGGCGGGUGGAGUACAUCGGCCCGGUGGUCAAUGCCGCGGCGCGCAUCACGGCGAUGACCCAUGGCGGUCAGAUCCUGAUGAGCCACGCGGCCCAUCGCAUGCUGACCAGGGGCAACGGCAGCGCCGAGGCGUCAGCUUCGCCCGUCGACAAGAAAAACAUCGUGAAGCUGGGCACCUUCGAGAUGCCUGACGCCCCCAACGGCUCAACGCUCUACGAAGUGAAGGUGCCCGAGCUCGAGGGUCGCUUCUUCGGCGGUGUCACGGCCGACGACGAUAACAACACCCCGUCGAGCGGCAGCGACGACCACCGCGAGGGCACCACCGAGGGCGGCGCGUCGAGCAGCCCCAGCGACGAGGAUGACGGCCGGGGCGCCCGCGUGGUGCAGACCAUGGUGGGCGAGGGCAUGAUGUUCAAGGAGGACACGUUCCUCACGUCGGCCAACCUGUGCCGGUGGAUCAUCGACUUCGCCGAGAUCCAGGUGGGCAAGCAGGUGGGCCUCGGCUCCUACGGCGUGGUCUACCGCGGCAAGUGGAAGGGCGUCGAUGUCGCCAUCAAGCGCUUCAUCAAGCAGAAGCUCGAUGAGCGCCGCAUGCUCGAAUUCAGGGCCGAGAUGGCCUUCCUCUCCGAGCUCCAUCACCCUAACAUCGUCCUCUUCAUUGGCGCCUGCGUGAAGAAGCCCAACCUGUGCAUCGUGACCGAGUUCAUGAAGCAGGGCAGUCUCAAGGACAUCCUCUCCAACAACGCCAUCAAGCUGACGUGGAAGCAGAAGCUGCGUCUCCUGCGCAGCGCCGCAUUGGGCAUCAACUACCUGCAUUCAUUGCAUCCCGUGAUCGUCCACCGCGAUCUCAAGCCAUCCAACCUUCUCGUGGAUGAGACGUGGAACGUGAAGGUGGCCGAUUUUGGCUUUGCGCGGAUCAAGGAGGAGAACGCGACGAUGACCCGCUGCGGCACGCCCUGCUGGACCGCGCCGGAGAUCAUCCGCGGCGAGAAGUACGACGAGCGGGUCGACGUGUACUCGUUCGGCGUCAUCAUGUGGCAGGUGCUGACCCGCCGCGAGCCCUACGCCGGCCGCAACUUCAUGGGCGUGUCGCUCGACGUGCUCGAGGGCCGCCGGCCGACCAUUCCCAACGACUGCCCGCAGGACUUCCGCAAGGUCAUGAAGAAGUGCUGGCACGCCGACCGAGACAAGCGGCCGCUCAUGGAGCACGUCGUGUCGUUCUUCGACAGUCAGGUAGGCGAUGAUGGUGACGUGCCUAACCUGGCACCGUAA
Molecule: messenger RNA, 4959 nt
Organism: Acanthamoeba castellanii str. Neff
Lineage: Eukaryota; Discosea; Longamoebia; Acanthamoebidae
Product: serine/threonine kinase
Exons: 20
Coding region: 1-4959 (1652 amino acids)
Biological process (GO): cyclic nucleotide biosynthetic process; intracellular signal transduction; protein phosphorylation
Molecular function (GO): protein kinase activity; ATP binding
Source: RefSeq, a predicted model, not a curated record